Molecule: messenger RNA, 1603 nt
Organism: Tetranychus urticae (two-spotted spider mite)
Lineage: Eukaryota; Metazoa; Arthropoda; Arachnida; Trombidiformes; Tetranychidae
Product: intraflagellar transport protein 38-like
Biological process (GO): cilium assembly
Cellular component (GO): intraciliary transport particle B; cilium; microtubule organizing center
Source: RefSeq, a predicted model, not a curated record
UUUUUGAUUCGAUCGCAGUAUUUAAUCUAACAACCAGCAAUUAUAAUCAAUAUUUUUAUACAGGAAAGUGAAUUGCAUAGGAGUUUAACUAUUACGCUUCGUAAGUCUGAGUUGGCUACAAUCUUUGUUAUGGUUAGUCCAUUUGCCAUGGAAACAUGCAAAGCUACAUUUUGGAAUAGAUUCAUCAUUAAAUUAAAAUUAAAUUAAAGGUAACCCAAAUGUCAUUUAGAGAGCUUCGAAACUUUUCAGAAAUCUUACGAUUCCUUGGUUAUCCUCGUUUAGUUUCAAUUGAUAAUUUUAGGAAACCAAAUUUUCCUUUGGUUGCCGAGAUAUUAAGAUGGUUAAUUACGAGGUUUGAUUCAUCAUUGGAAGUUCCUUAUGUGAUUGAAACCGAACAAGAUCGAGUCAUUUUUGUUAAAACAUGUGCCCAGUUAAUAGCAACCAAGGCUUUGAUAAAGUUAAACACCAAAAAAAUUUACACAGCUGAUGGUCAUGCCGUUCAAGAAAUGAUGAAGAUGGCCAGUCUUAUUUAUCAAGCCUCUAAGCAAAGUGAAAACGUGGAUGAUCAUAACCAAGAAGAUGUGAUUACAAUGUCAGAAUCAUUGAUUCAUAGUAAAUCGACUGAACUAAAGAAGACUCGUCAAUUGGCAUCAAAAAUCACUCAAAAAGGCGCAUUAUUGUCUGAUUUAUUGGAAAAAGAGAUUGAAUUGAGGGAGAAACGGGUUCAAGCAAUGAAUCGACAGCUUGCGAUUCCAGAAAUCGAGAAGAGUUUACGAGAUGAAAUUAAAAGGGUUGAAAAAGAGAUUGAAAACAUAAAUUAUAAGAUUGAACAUGUUGCUUCAGACGAGGCCAAUUUGGACGUUAAAAUUGAAAAGAAACAACAAGAACUUGAAAGAUACCAGAAAAGAUUGGCAACACUUAAAUCAGUCAGGCCAGCUUUUAUGGAUGAAUAUGAAAAACUGGAAGAAGAAAUGGCGACUUUGUAUGAUGUUUAUGUGACCAAAUUUCGAAGUCUUGUCUAUCUUGACUGGCAAUUGGAAGACUCUGAAAAAACUGAAAUCGACAAGAUGAAGACUCGAAAAGAGCAGAUAAACAGAAUGAUUGAGCAGAUGAGGAAAGAGGAAUCACUACGAGCUGAAAAUGAGAGCGAUGCUGAUCUGGAUAUUGGCAUUAAUCUUGGUGAACUGGAAGAUGAUGAGGACGAAGAAGAAGAUGAUGAUGAUGAAGAUGAUGUUGAUAAUUUUGGAGAAAGUGGUAAAAUGAGCAAUAAUAUGGUUAAAAACGAUCGUUCCCAUAGAGCAAUGAUUAACUCUACAACAGCAAAGAGAAGUGAAACUGGUAGAGUAAGAGUAUUUGGCUCAAUGAUUGCUGGGGAUAGAGAUGAUUCUUUAGAUUCCGAUUUAGAUUUAGAUGGUGAUGAUGAUCCAUCUGAAUUGGAUUCUGAAGAUGAACGAGAAUUGCGAAACAUCAAAGACAUUAAUAACCGAAAAGGAGACGAAACUGAUGAUGAUAAUGAUUUUUAAUGUAAAUGUCAAAAAUCCAAAUCAUUUUUAUCUUUAACUCUUCAACUCAUACAAUUAAAUAGAAAAUGUUUUUCGGUUUA